Apus apus (common swift) is the source of this 5099-nucleotide messenger RNA. It is a transcript of the gene IGSF9, whose product is annotated as immunoglobulin superfamily member 9. Gene Ontology annotation, biological process: cell-cell adhesion. Gene Ontology annotation, molecular function: protein binding. Lineage: Eukaryota; Metazoa; Chordata; Aves; Apodiformes; Apodidae. The record is from RefSeq and is a predicted model, not a curated record.
UGGGGACUGAGAGGAGCGGAGCGACUCGAGAGCCGGGCUGGGCUGGGCGGGCCGAGCCGAACAUCCGCGGGGCGGGCAUGAGGAGCGGCGGGACGCAGAGCUGCCAGCACCCCCCGCUCGGGGCCGGUGCACCGUGGGCAGCCCGGCGGAGCCCGCCGGUCCGUGGGCCCUGAAGCUCCGUGGUGCCCCGCUGCCACUCGGUGCCCCGCCGGCCCCGCCUUGUCCCGUCCCGCCGGGGCUGCCUCAGGGGGGACCUGGGCUAUGAGGUGGUGGUUGCGCGCCGCCGUCCUCAGCCUGCUCGCCGGCGCUGAGGGCAGCGGCCAGACCGAGUCCCGGGCCGUGGUGGGGCGCGUCGGGGAGAGCACGGUGCUGGGCUGCGACCUCCUGGACGCUCACGAAGCUCGUCCCCCCCUCUACGUGAUCGAGUGGGUCCGCUUCGGCUUCGUCCUCCCCAUCUUCAUCAAGUUCGGGCUCUACUCGCCGCGAGUGGACCCGGAGUACGUCGGUCGCGUGCGGAUCGAGGAAGGCGCUUCGCUGCGGAUCGACCUCCUGCGUGCCGAGGACCAGGGCUGGUACGAGUGCCGUGUGCUCUUCCUCGACCGGCACAGCACUGAUGCUGACUUCCAGAACGGCACCUGGAUCCAUCUCACCGUCAACGCACCCCCCACCUUCCUGGAGACCCCCCCUGCGUUCAUAGAGGUGAGAGACCGGGAGACACUGAGCCUUACCUGCACGGCUGUUGGCAACCCCCAGCCUGUUGUCGUCUGGAAGAGGAGUGACCUGGCUGUCCAGAGUGGGGACACAGUGCAGGUGAGGAAUGGGACACUGAGCAUUGCCGUCGUGGAGCGCGCCAGUGCAGGCACCUACACCUGCCAUGCUUCCAGCAAGGAGGGCACUAUCACCCACACCACCCGUGUGCUCGUGCAGGGGCCACCUGUCAUUGUGGUGCCACCCCAGAAUGUCACAGUCAACAUCUCCCAAGAUGCCUUUCUGGCAUGCCAGGCUGAGGCGUACCCAGGAAACCUCACCUACACCUGGUUCCAGGGCAGCAGCAAUGUCUUCCACCUCAGCCACCUCCAGGCUCGGGUCCGUGUCCUGGUGGAUGGGAGUCUCUUGCUCCAGCGAACAACCCCAGAUGAUGCUGGCAAAUACACCUGCAUCCCCAGCAACGGGCUGUGGAAGCCACCUUCUGCCUCAGCCUUUGUCACAGUGCUGUAUCCAGCGCAGGUGACCACCAUGCUUCCAGAAACUCACCUGCCCAAGGGAAUGCAGGGUGUGAUCCGCUGCCCCACCAGGGCCAAUCCUCCUCUGCUUUCUGUCAGCUGGACACGGGAUGGGCGCCCACUGGAGCUGGACAAGCUCCCUGGCUGGUCUGUGAGACUGGACGGCUCCAUUGUUGUUGCGACUGGGAAUGACGAUGCGCUGGGAGUGUACACGUGCACCCCAUACAACAGCUACGGUACCACUGGCGAGUCCCAGCCCACGCGCGUCCUGCUGAAGGACCCCCCCACUUUCACUGUGCGCCCCAAGGAGGAAUACUUCCAAGAGGUGGGCCGGGAGCUAGUGGUUCCCUGUGCUGCCCAUGGGGAUCCUCCCCCAACUAUCACCUGGCUGAAGGUGGGCAGUGUGGGGAAGACUGGUGCCCAGGUGGAUGCAAACAGCAGCCUUGUCUUCCGCCCACUUGUCAAGGAGCAGCACGGGAUCUGGGAGUGCACAGCCACCAACCAGGUGGCCAGUGUCAGCACUACCACCUCUGUCCAUGUCCUGGGUACCAGUCCUCAUGCUGUCACCAAUGUCUCUGUGCUCCCACUCCUGCUGGCAGCCAACAUCUCCUGGGAGCCAGGGUUUGAUGGGGGUUACUUCCAGAGGUUCAGCGUCUGGUACACACCACUGGUGAAGCAUCUGCCCCGGGCCCAUCAUGAUUGGGUGUCACUCUCUGUGCCAGUGGGGGCUCAGCACCUCUUAGUGGAGAAUCUGCAGCCAGACAUGAGCUACCAGUUCAGUGUCCUGGCCCAGAACAAGUUGGGCAGUGGCCCCUUCAGCCAGAUCGUGACCUCUGUGCCCAGAGGCUUCCCAGUGACCACAGUGCCUCCAGAGCCACCGGCCAUGACCAUGCAUGUCUUCCUGUCCCCGCCGCAGGCUCUGACUGCCAACGAGACAGUGCGUGGGGUCCUGCUGCAGUGGGAGCCCCCGGCACAGCUCUCGGUGGCACUGAGCGGCUAUGCACUGGAGCUGCGGCAAGACAAGGGCAGCUGGGAGGUGCUGGACCGCUCCAUCCCCAGCACCAAGACCCAGGUCCUGGUGCCAGGACUCAUCAAGGACGCCUUCUAUGAGUUCCGACUGGUGGCCUUUGCUGGCAGCUACAUCAGCGAUCCUAGCAACACGGUUAACGUCUCCACAGCAGGCAUGGAGGUGUAUCCGUCUCGCACGCAGCUGCCAGAGCUCCUGCCGCAGCCAGUGCUGGCUGGGGUCAUCGGGGGGAUCUGCUUCCUCAGUGUGGCCAUCAUCUUCAGCACCGUGGCUGCCUGCAUCAUGAAUCGCCGGCGCGCUGUGCGUGUCCAGAAGCGGAGGCAAGAUCCACCACUCGUCUUCUCCCCCAGCAAGAAGCUUCCACCUCCACACACUUCUCGUGGCUCUAGUAGCCCAGAGAGCACCAUGAAGCUGAAGCUGCAGCCGUCUCCCUACCAGAGCCUGCGCCGGACACUGCUGUGGGGCGAGAAGGCUGGCACCAGCCUGGGUCUCAGCAUUGCCGGGGCCGGUUCCCGGUACACCGUGUACGAGAGCCACGUUGGGGAACACGUGCCCCUGGAGCGGAUCUGCCGUGGCCCAGAUGGGCGCUUCGUGGUGGAGACCAACGUGCAGCCCCAGGAGCAUGGCUUUGAGGCGCUGCCAUAUGCUGAGCUGGAGUCAGUCCCCCCGCAGGACACCCUGAGGCCACAAUCUGAGCCCUACCUCCAGCUGCCCCCAGAGGAGGAGGAGCCCAUCUGGCGCAAGAGAGUCUCCCUGCGCCCCCAGCCUGCAGGACAGUCCGCCGGGGGGGGCCAGGCUGGCUACCGCCAGGGCCGCUACUUUGGCUACGGCAGCAGCAGCCCCGUGGACGAGACCACAGCUCUGUGCAUCGUCAACAUCAGCCCCGUGGCCUCUGCUGCCACUCUGCCUUACAGCACCGUGGAGGAGCUGCCCCACAGCCCUGGCAAUGCCGAGCCCUGCCCGAGCUCCACUAGUGCCCUGUGGGACUCGCUGCCACUUGAGGGCUCUCCCCGGCCCGCCCUCGCCCCCCCCAGCCCCAGCCUUGGGGACAACCCGCAGCCGGCUGGACCCCUGGCCCAGAGCGGGAUCCUGCAGUUCCUAAGUCUGCCCUUCUUCAAGGAGAUGUGCGUGGAUGGUGACUGGCCGCCUCUGGAGGAGCCAGCAGAGCCCAGCUGUGCUGCUGGCGAACCAGAGCCUGCUGCCAGCCCCCUGCCCAUGUCACUGGGGGCUGAGGGCUCCCCACUGCGUGUGGGGCGGACGCUGUGCCCAGACUGCAUUGACACAUGUGCCAACGCCACCACCCCCCCAGCUGCCGAUUUCCUCAAGCCCCCCAGGCUGCCAGUGGGUCCUGCCAAGGCCUCCCUGCCUAGCACCCCUGCCUGGCCUGGCUCCCCCAGGAUGCCUGCCAGCCUGCAGCCCCCCAGUCAGCCAGCUCACUGCCUCCUUGCCAGCAACAGCAGGACUGAGGCCAUGCCCUUGGCCCGCACCGUGGAGCCUGGCUGGGGGCCAGGCAGGCUGCCGGAUCCUGCCCCCCUGGAGAAGCUGCCCAGGGGCAGUUUGACCAGCCAGAGCAGCGGCCGGGGCAGUGCCUCCCUCUUGCGUCCCCCCUCACUGGCACCAUCUCUGGGGGGCACCUUCCUGGGCACCCCCUUUGGGGAUGGGAGCAGCUGGCACAGUGGAGGCUCAACAGCAGAGGAUGGCAGGGCGAGAAUGGAUGCAGCCCUUGGUGGUGCUGGGAAGAGGAGGAACACCUCAGUGGAUGAGAACUAUGAGUGGGAUGCAGAGUUCGCCCUGGAGUCGGACAUCCUCGAGGCGCUGCAGCUCUACCGCAGUGGGGCCCCAGCACGGCCCAUCUCCACCAUCGCCCUGCGUGACCUGGAGCGGCAGAACCCCUCACCUGCUGUCAGCAUGGCAAACCGGGGACCAUCAUACGGCCUCAGCCGGGAGGUGCAGCAAAAGAUUGACCGGCAGUAUGACCCUGAGCUGGAGCAGAUCCUGGUGCGGUGGAUCCUGGCACAGUGUGGUGGGGAUGUGGCACAGCCGGCGCCUGGCAGGGACGGCUUCCAGCAGUGGCUAAAGGAUGGCACCGUGCUGUGCCGGCUCAUCAACAGCCUGCACCCACGGGGCCAGGGGCCGGUAGCCAAGAUCCAGGCGUCUGCCAUGGCCUUCAAGCAGAUGGAGCAGAUCUCACAGUUCCUGCAGGCGGCUGAGCGAUACGGCAUCGCUGCCACCGACAUCUUCCAGACCGUCGACCUCUGGGAAGGGAAGAACAUGGCAUGUGUGCAAAGGACUCUGAUGAACCUGGGCAGCCUGGCCGUGGCCAAGGGAGAUGGGCUCUUCGUUGGAGACCCCAACUGGUUCCCCAAGAAGUCACAGGAGAACCGGCGUGUCUUCUCCGAGGACAAGCUGAAGGAGGGCCAGAGUGUCAUCGGGCUGCAAAUGGGCACCAACCGGGGCGCCUCACAGGCCGGCAUGACGGGCUAUGGCAUGCCCCGCCAGAUCCUCUGAGCACCCCCUGCCCCUGGCACGGCCCCCUGGGCCCUGCUUGUGCGGGAUCCCUGGGGUCAGCCCCCAACCUACCUUAACACCCCCUGCCAGUGGACCAGCUGGCUGCCCCCAGCCUGGGUGCCUGCCCCACCGCCAGUAUUUCUAGGACCAAAGUCUUUUGUAAUUAUUAUUUUUGCUGGGUGCGGGUGGGGGGGGUGCUGCUGUGCUGUCCCCCAGUUGCUGCGCCUGCACCCCCCUAGUGCCUUGGGGGCCAUGGUGCCCCUCCACCCCCACCACUGUGCUGGGUAGGGGGGUCUGUUCCCCCUCCCCCCCUGCGCCCCAAUAAACAGCUCCUCUUUUCA